Messenger RNA from Colletotrichum orchidophilum, 1152 nucleotides. RefSeq lists its product as uncharacterized. The record is from RefSeq and is a predicted model, not a curated record. The coding region runs from base 1 to 1152 and encodes 383 amino acids. Lineage: Eukaryota; Fungi; Ascomycota; Sordariomycetes; Glomerellales; Glomerellaceae. The transcript has a single exon.
AUGCUGGCACGUUACAUGAUGAAUAACCAUUUGGGUUUUAUAUGGAAUACUGUCAACUCCUUUAUGCCUGCAGCCUACAUAAUCAAAGAGGCCAUUCCUGAGAAACCCAUUGCAGAAACCUGGGUGACCGUGGUCACGGGAGCGGGAGGCGACCUCAAGGAUGCUGGCGGGGUCUUCCCAGAUGUUGCCAUUUGGGACGAUGAUGGCAACAGAGUUGGUCGAUACCGCACCCAGCUAGGUGACAAAAUUGACCAGAGCAGCGAGCGUACGGUCAAGAUACCAAACAAUGAGAACGACGGAAAGGUGGCCGAUCCCCACUACAUCAUGUUGAGUCACGACACCGAUGCAACUUGCAUAACGAUGGUCCAAGUUUCCAACGGCCAGCUUAGUGGGACGUUUUUUGGCGACACCGGAUACAAAUGCGGCCAAGCAUGGUACCACAGCCAGCGCAAGUUCAAAGGGGACAAUCUAAUGACCAAAUGCGUUUGGCUGGACUCGGACCAUUCGCACCCAAACUUCAACGCCAGGGCCAUGAGCUUCCACGUCAGAGACAUGCUGCCUUCUCCGGACAAGUUGAAGCUAUACAAUAGCGAGUUGGCGUAUCUGUGCGGUAGCACACCUCGCUACUCUUUCUGGAGACACCUCAUCCCCGACGGAACGAUACCUUUCUUCUAUCCACCGUUGAAGUAUAACAAGGACUCCCUUAACCCAAAAGUCGAGGGCACAAAUGAGAACCCGAUCGACGCGCUAGAUCGAUUCAAGUACAAUAAGGACGUGUACGUUCAACAGGGUGAAUCUGAAAAGGAGUAUCGACGCAGAAGCAGAGUUCGGUCAACACGCUUGAGCAAGAGACAGGGCUCAAACAUGGAUCCUGAUCACCUGGUCUUGACCGAGAUACCUGGUCAGACGGCCCAAGAGAUUUGCGAACACCCCAAAUCGGUCGGAUACGACAUUGUGUCCUUUUUUGACAUGAAGUACUGCGAUCUCUCUAGGAGGAGGCUUUACGACCUUUGCGCAGGAGCUGUGGUGACCAACUGUUUUGACGCCAACAGUACCACUCUCAUUGGGUUUCGUGCCCUGUCAGGGAGAGGUGAAGAUUCCGCGUCGAAGGAAGAGAGGAAAAUUUACAAGACUCGGGCUCAUUGGAAAUGA